UGGAACUGGCCUGAACCUUGGACCUUGUCUUCCGAUAGAAUUGGUGUCUCAGCCCCAGCAGGAACUGCUGAUCAUGGCCUCCAAGCCUGAGAAGAGGGUGGCCUCUUCUGUGUUUAUCACCCUGGCACCCCCACGACGUGAUGUAGCUGUGACUGAAGAAGUGGGUCAGGCAGCUUGUGAAGCCAGACGUGCCCGGCCCUGGGAGACCCCUGCUCCCACGAAGACCCCUGGGGCUGGCUUGAGCAGGAAACCUAACACCUGGACACCCUCUGGCAGAAUUUCUGCCUCGAUCCCUGCAGCCCCACCCCAGCUGGCCAAUGGAG
Cricetulus griseus (Chinese hamster) is the source of this 323-nucleotide messenger RNA. The record is from RefSeq and is a predicted model, not a curated record. NCBI's taxonomy places the organism in Eukaryota, Metazoa, Chordata, Mammalia, Rodentia, Cricetidae.